Messenger RNA from Mytilus trossulus (common blue mussel), 1222 nucleotides. RefSeq names its product mannan endo-1,4-beta-mannosidase. The coding region runs from base 99 to 1202 and encodes 367 amino acids. NCBI's taxonomy places the organism in Eukaryota, Metazoa, Mollusca, Bivalvia, Mytilida, Mytilidae. The record is from RefSeq and is a predicted model, not a curated record. The transcript has 7 exons.
GGAACUUCGUGUAUUAUACCGGUUAUUUAUAUAGAUAUAAUCUGAUUACCUUAGGCCAGAAACUUUGUAGGUUCAUGUUCUAGCAGUAGAUUAGCAGAAUGCUGUUGACUGCCUUAGCUGUACUAUUUGCAUUAACAGGAUGUCAAGCCAGACUGAGUGUGAGUGGGACCAAUCUAAAUUACAACGGACAUCACAUAUUUCUAUCUGGUGCCAAUCAAGCGUGGGUCAACUAUGCACGCGACUUUGGCCAUAACCAAUACAGCAAAGGAAAAUCAACUUUUGAAUCAACACUGAGUGACAUACAGAGCCAUGGUGGAAAUUCUGUCAGAGUGUGGCUGCAUAUUGAAGGGGAAUCAACACCCGAGUUUGACAACAAUGGAUACGUAACUGGUAUAGACAAUACAUUGAUCAGUGACAUGAGGGCUUAUCUUCAGGCUGCCCAGAGACAUAAUAUUUUAAUCUUCUUUACUCUCUGGAACGGUGCCGUAAAACAGAGUACACAUUAUCGUCUAAAUGGACUCAUUGUUGAUACACGAAAACUUCAGUCAUACAUAGACCAUGCUCUCAAACCAAUGGCUAACGCUUUGAAAAAUGAAAAGGCCCUGGGAGGAUGGGAUAUAAUGAAUGAACCCGAGGGUGAAAUUAAACCAGGCGAAAGCAGUUCCGAGCCUUGUUUUGACACAAGACAUUUAUCAGGAUCUGGUGCAGGAUGGGUUGGACAUUUAUAUAGUGCUCAGGAGAUCGGCAGAUUUGUGAACUGGCAAGCAGCAGCUAUCAAGGAGGUUGACCCAGGAGCAAUGGUUACAGUUGGAUCAUGGAACAUGAAAGCUGACACUGAUGCCAUGGGAUUUCAUAACUUGUAUAGUGAUCACUGUCUUGUCAAAGCAGGAGGAAAGCAAAGCGGCACUCUGUCGUUUUAUCAAGUUCAUACCUACGACUGGCAAAAUCAUUUUGGGAAUGAAUCUCCUUUCAAACAUUCAUUUUCCAACUUCCGACUUAAAAAGCCUAUGGUAAUUGGCGAAUUCAAUCAAGAACACGGUGCUGGUAUGUCGAGUGAAUCCAUGUUUGAAUGGGCAUAUACAAAAGGUUAUUCCGGUGCCUGGACUUGGAGCAGGACUGAUGUCAGCUGGAAUAAUCAACUACGCGGAAUACAGCAUCUGAAAUCUAGAACUGACCACGGACAAGUUCAUUUUGGUCUUUAAUAAAAACUCCAUAACAUUUC